GUAUUCAGUUUAAGACCGUCACUGACACUCUUCGGUGGUCGAACAUCUACCUCACUCGGUGAUUCUCCCGCAGCCGUAAGAGGCAACUUUGUCCCGCGGCCGUAACCCCACCAUUCCUGUUCCUUGGCCUCUGAAGAAUCCGCGUGAACCCCUCCCAAGACACUCGACGGUCAUCAUGCCUCAGACGUGGGGAUACUCCGAAUGCAAUGGCCCGAAACACUGGGGCAAAGACUUUCCCUUGGCACUGGGGCAUCGACAAAGUCCAGUUAACAUCGUCAGCUCGCAGGCGGUCAGGGAUCCCAUGCUGCUUUCGAAACCCUUGAAAUAUCAAUACGAGGAUGUAGCAGCCACGCAGCUCACGAACGGAGGUUUCGGGUGGAGAGUCGAUGUCAACAGCCCAAGCCAUAACCUUGAAGGCGGUCCUCUGAACCACCGGUACAAAUUAGUUCAAUUCCACGCGCAUUGGGGACCGUCCUGCUGUUCUGGAUCCGAACACACAAUCGAUGGUACUUGCACAGCGGGGGAACUCCACCUCGUGCAUUACAACAUCGAUCUCUACGAUGAGCCCGCCAAAGCGAUGAGCGGUGAAAACGGGCUCGCCGUCGUCGGAAUCCUCCUGAAGGAAGGGGACGAACACCCUGAAUUCGAGAAGAUCUGUUCUCUGAUCGAUAAAAUCAAGCACAAAGGAAGCAGCGUUACGGAUGUCGGUCCUUUUAACCUUCGAGCGUUCUACCCUCACCAACCAGGAAACUACUUCACGUACGAAGGUUCCCUCACAACUCCACCUUGUUAUGAAAGCGUCACUUGGAUCCUAAUGCGGGAAUGCAUAGAACUCUCAAAAGCACAGUUGGAUAAAUUCCGCUCGAUGCUCAAUUACUGCGAGGGCGAAUGCGAGCUCGGACCCCUCGACGGAACCGUUCAAGAAAACUACCGCGACUGCCAACCCCUUGAAGGACGUGUGAUACGGUGUUCGGGGUGUGAUACACCUCCGAACUAAUCCGAAAGAGAAUACCUCGUUCAAAUCAGCGAACAAUACCUCACACCGGCACACACAAACUUUUUUUUUUCAUAGAUCUAUCUGACUGUUUCCACUGUUAAUCGGAUGGAGCUGGAGAAGAUAUUACCUUGACACGAGCACACAAAAAACAGAAAGCACUGGAACCACCUGGGAGCCAGAAUGAUAUUUAUGCUUCUUCACCGCCGGGAGCGGAGCGUGAUGAAAACCUCCAUUUGAGGGCUACUUCCGAGGCUCGAACUCCGGCUUGAGGCUGGGAGCAUGGAAUAGCUCGGAAAUCAAGUCAUGCGGAGCCUCGACAGCAGGGGACGCGACAGCGGUCCCAGCUUCCGCAUAGCAGCAACAACUUCAGAGUGCAAUACUUUUUACAAAAUGUCUCCAUUGUUGUCUACUUUUUGGUUGCGGAGUUCAAUCGAUCAUAGUCGGUAUUCGUUUCCGGUGACGAUGUUCCAUUCUGGGGAACGCCACUCUCAGUCCACCUAUACCGAGGUAUAGUUUUUCAAAAACCUACGAUACUACACAACCAAAGAGUAGAGGUAUACCGCUAGGAAAAAUCUUAGUCUUUCAAAAGCAGAGUCCCCGCAAUACAGCAAGGGAUGAGUAAGCAUUCCCGAUCCCUGCUUGAUGGGAUCGAUGGAGCUCCGAGUCUCGACAUUUGUAUGAGAAGGAUUUCCGUCCUCCCCAUAGUUAUCGUGAGAGGCGCUUUCAUUGUCAUCAGACGAAACUUUCAAAAAGAACGACCAUCUAGAUCCCAAACGGAAAGACCAAUAGCGCUAACUAAAGAGCAACUCGAUCAUUAUCCAUCGAAAACCUCGACGGAGGGAGACGUCAUGCAUUUAUGGGAGGCAGGGAACGUAAUCGCUUCCACGGAACGAAGCACGCACACUUACGGCGAUGGGUCGAGAUGGUAACGGCCCAAACCUAAAUCGAAUCCUCCGUCUAAUCGAAACGGCUCGAAAUGGCUCCUUCGUCCGGUUUCUGCUUCUGUGACGCUUCUCAGGGAGAAGGAACUUGAUUUUUCCUUAUCCUUGGGGGGCGAAAAGCCAGACCCGGAGUACCCGGGGAAUACAAUCUGAUAAACGCACUGAAUACCACGAAAUCCUCCGUGACCUCUACACGGUCGGAGAAGAACUGCGAGAAGAUGCUUUUCGGGAAUUUGACAACGGUCGUACUACGAAGAGUUGUUAACGCGAGGCGGCAUUAGGCUGAUUCAGGGCUAGGAACUGCAGUGCAUUCAUACAAGAGGAACUAAUGGCCCUGCCCUCCUGUUCCAUCGAUGCAAAACGAAGCGAUCCCCUCUUGAAAGCGGUCAAGCUUGAACGGAAGCGAGAGUCAAGCCAUUGGUUUUCGGGCUUUCCGUUCUUUCGAGAGGGAGGAGCCGUGGACUUUCGGAUCGAUGGUACGGUGAAUUCCGAGUACAACAUACGAGAUAUUUUAAUUGUUGACGAUCACGACGAAGACCUCUGUAGUACAAUUAGAGACGAAUCGAAGGAAUGAUUUGUUUGCUUAUGAGCGAACUUUGAAGACCGCCUAUAGAGAAUUAAACCACUGUUAUUUAUGCCAGAGCGAUGCGUACAUGGAAGGCGUAUAGCGUACGAGGCGUAUAGCCGAAAAUCUCCUGGAGUUUGGGAAAGUCUAGAAGUUUAUGUCCCAUUAUUGCCGGGUAGAGUCUUCCAAACAAUCACGACGGAAAAAUUCAGAGCUUGAUUUCUCUUUUCAUUAUCGAACAUCGAAGCAACGGAAGCAUGUACGAUCAUGUUCGAGGAGCAUAGGAGGGAAGAUGAUUUCGCAAACUUCUGGUAUUUUUUUGCACUCGGCCGUUUUAUAAUUUAAGGUUCGAUGAUUUGUAAUAAAGCGAGGACGUCUUU
This is a messenger RNA of Galendromus occidentalis (western predatory mite), 2883 nucleotides long. Its product is annotated as carbonic anhydrase. The record is from RefSeq and is a predicted model, not a curated record. The transcript is spliced from 8 exons. Lineage: Eukaryota; Metazoa; Arthropoda; Arachnida; Mesostigmata; Phytoseiidae. The coding region runs from base 176 to 997 and encodes 273 amino acids. Gene Ontology annotation, cellular component: cytoplasm. Gene Ontology annotation, molecular function: zinc ion binding; carbonate dehydratase activity.